Meloidogyne enterolobii is the source of this 640-nucleotide messenger RNA. The record is from the annotation of a GenBank genome assembly. Lineage: Eukaryota; Metazoa; Nematoda; Chromadorea; Rhabditida; Meloidogynidae.
UUCUGUUUCUUCUAUUAAUACAAAGGAAGUUCCAAAUGCCACAACAAUGCCUUCUUCCCCCUUUCACUCUCCUAGGGCAAAGAAAUUUGCAACAACAAAAGAAAUAAAUUGUGAACUAAAGAAUAUUAAUUCUAAUAAUAAAAAUUGUAAUAAAAUAAAAACAAAAAUUGAGAAAACAAAAAUGGCUGUAAUAAAUCCAAUUUGUAGUUGUACAUCAAUUAAACAAAUAUUGGCAAUAUUUACGGAAUGUUGGCUAUUAAUUUUGGAUGAUAAUGUCUUAUUAGCUUAUGAUGAUGAUUUCGAUCAAACACUAGUAUUUCAUUCUUUUCCACUUUCUACACUUCCAGAGAAUUUUUGCAAAAUUUGUAAAAAUUCUUCAACUCUUCUUUUUUCAAUUUUGGAACAUCCACGUAUUCGUAAAUGGGUUUUUUGUGGAUUAGAAUUUUUGAGAAAAUUGAGGAUAUUUUUGCCUGAAUGUAACGAGAAUAAUCAACAAAAAUUAAUUGAGUCUAAAAAUUUGUGGUGUUUACAAACAUUGGAUGUUUUAACAAAUGGGAAUGGCCCUUCUGAAUUACUAGAAUCAAAUUCAAACAUUAAAUUAUUAACAUCUACAAGGCUCUUAAAUAUUCUUGAAAGGUAA